This is a messenger RNA of Humulus lupulus (European hop), 948 nucleotides long. RefSeq lists its product as uncharacterized. The transcript has 2 exons. Bases 1 to 948 code for a protein of 315 amino acids. NCBI's taxonomy places the organism in Eukaryota, Viridiplantae, Streptophyta, Magnoliopsida, Rosales, Cannabaceae. The record is from RefSeq and is a predicted model, not a curated record.
AUGGUAUUGGUUUAUGUCGAUGAUAUCAUAGUCAUUGGAAGUGACUCCAGGGAACUUAAUCAUUUCAUUGCAAAGUUAAACAAGACCUUUUCUCUAAAGGAUCUUGGAGCACUGAAUUAUUUUCUUGGGAUUGAAGUGUUUCGAGAUAACACUGCAGGGAAAACUCUGUCUCUGCAUGAUGGAACACCAUUGUCUCAGCCAACUCUGUACAGAAGCAUCAUUGGGGCACUGCAAUACCUCAGCCACACUAGACUAGAUAUCUCCUUUGCCGUUAAUAAGCUCAGCCAGUUCCUAAAACAACCUACUGAUGUGCAUUGGGGAGCUGCUAAACACAUCUUAAGAUACCUAAAAGGUACUAUCCAUCAUGGUCUUCACAUUGCCCCAAGUGAUAGACUCUCUCUAAUUGGUUUCUCCGAUGCUGACUGGGCUUGCUGCCCAGACGAUCGAAAGUCAGUUGCAGGGUACUGUGUCUAUUUUGGUGAAUCCUUAAUCUCCUGGUCCUCUAAGAAACAAACGGUAGUAGCUCGAUCUAGUACCGAGUCGGAGUACAGAGCCUUAGCUCUAUUAGCAGCUGAAUUGGCAUGGUUACAAAGCCUACUCGCUGAGAUGAGAUUUGAAAUGUCAAAUAUCUGGUGUGAUAACUUAAGCGCUAGUGCUUUGGCUAACAACCCUGUUUAUCACGGAAGAACAAAACACAUCGAGCUCGAUGUGCACUUUGUAAGAGACAAGAUUCUGCAGAAGCAACUUGAAAUUCGGUAUGUACAUUCACAUGAUCAAAUUGCGGACUGCUUGACAAAGGGGCUCACUCCAACUAGAUUUGGUGUCAACAAACUCAAUGUUGUUCCCUCACCAUUUUGUUUGAGGGGUGGAGUUAAAGAAAAUGAAUCAAGCCAUAAUGAUGAUGCUAAUGAUGGCUGCACUAAUGACAAUGAGGCAAUCAAUGAAUGA